UUGGUUGGUCAGUGGGGAGUCGGCGCCUGCGUACUAAGACCCGUGUGCAGCAGCGGCGGCGGCGGCGGCGGCGGCGGCAGCGGGCUCAGAGGCAGCGGUUGGGCUCGCGGCGAACGGACGGCGUCGAGUCAUUGCGUUCGCGCGAGUUGGAAUCAAAGCCUCUUAAAAUGGCAGAUGAUUUGGACUUCGAGACAGGAGAUGCAGGGGCCUCUGCCACCUUCCCAAUGCAGUGCUCAGCAUUACGUAAGAAUGGCUUUGUGGUGCUCAAAGGACGGCCAUGUAAGAUUGUGGAGAUGUCCACCUCCAAGACUGGCAAGCACGGUCAUGCCAAGGUCCACCUGGUUGGUAUUGACAUCUUUACUGGGAAGAAAUAUGAAGAUAUCUGCCCAUCAACCCAUAAUAUGGAUGUCCCCAACAUCAAAAGGAAUGAUUUCCAGCUGAUUGGCAUCCAGGAUGGAUAUCUAUCACUGCUCCAGGACAGCGGGGAGGUGCGAGAGGACCUCCGCCUGCCUGAGGGAGACCUCGGCAAGGAAAUUGAGCAGAAGUAUGACUGUGGAGAGGAGAUCCUGAUUACAGUGCUCUCUGCCAUGACAGAGGAGGCAGCUGUUGCAAUCAAGGCCAUGGCAAAAUAACUGGCUCCCAUGAUGGCCAUGGUGGAAGCAGUGAUCCUCGAGCCUGCAGAGGCCCCCUCCCCCAGCCUGGCCCAGCUCUGGCUGGGCCCUUGGCUGGACUCCUACACAAUUUAUUUGACGUUUUAUUUUGGUUUCCCCUACUCCCUCAUUCUGUUGGGGAGCCCCUGCCCUUCAUCCUGUUCCCUUGGCCAGGAGUGAGUGAGCCAUGGCCUUGGUGAAGCUGCCCUCCUCUUCUCCCCUGGAACUACAGCACUGAUGGGGGAGUAGGGUGGGUGCUGCUUGUGGUUUAGGGUUUUUGUUUUGUUUUUGUUUUUUAAAUUCAUUCUGGAAUCAGAAAGCUGUGGAUUCUGGCAAUUAGUCCUUGUGCCCCACCCACCUCCACUCAUCCCUGGUCUGGUCCCUGUUUCCAUAGCCCUUUGCCCCAAACACCAUCUCCACAGACUGGGGACCAGCCUCCUCCCCAUGCCUAAGUCUCUUUCCCCAAAUUCCUUUAGCAGGAGAAGGAAGGGGUGGAGAGAGAAGGGGACCUGCCCCCUCCUUAGGCAUCUGGGAGGGCCCUGCCCCCAUGGGCUUCACCCUCUCCUGUGGGCUCUCUCCCUGACACAUUUGUUAAAAUCAAACCUGAAUAAAACUACAAGUUUAAUAUGAA
Artibeus jamaicensis (Jamaican fruit-eating bat) is the source of this 1281-nucleotide messenger RNA. It is a transcript of the gene EIF5A, whose product is annotated as eukaryotic translation initiation factor 5A. Gene Ontology annotation, biological process: positive regulation of translational elongation; positive regulation of translational termination. The transcript is spliced from 6 exons. Lineage: Eukaryota; Metazoa; Chordata; Mammalia; Chiroptera; Phyllostomidae. The record is from RefSeq and is a predicted model, not a curated record. Bases 168 to 632 code for a protein of 154 amino acids. Gene Ontology annotation, molecular function: translation elongation factor activity; RNA binding; ribosome binding.